Molecule: messenger RNA, 1407 nt
Organism: Penicillium roqueforti
Lineage: Eukaryota; Fungi; Ascomycota; Eurotiomycetes; Eurotiales; Aspergillaceae
Exons: 5
Coding region: 1-1407 (468 amino acids)
Source: RefSeq, a predicted model, not a curated record
AUGGCGGCUCCUGGUCGUCCUCAAUUUUUCUGCACCCGUCCUGAUGGGUCCUUGACUCCUCUGGUAGCAGUUGAUGAGCUACCCACUAACGUCACCAUCCAUGGUGCCCCUCGUAUCAUCACUGCUGGGGAGACCCAGGGUAUGACCAGCUGUGGCCUGGCUGCCCAACGUCCCGAACCUUGGUCUGUCGAGGGACUUCCCAAGUCCUCUGAGGGUCUGCCUGAUAUGCACAGCCUCUUGCUGCAGCUUAUCACCGAUAAGAAUGUCCCUGAGGACAUGCAGGCAUCUGCCAAAGCCAUUCUCUUCAAGGGAAUCGACAACGGACGUGUCGGUCAAGGCACUCCUUCCAACGGACUUUCUCCAAUGGCGCCGACAUUCCAGACAAAGAACAACCACGUCGGCAACAAGCAUGCUCCGACUUCCAAGAAGGAAUACUGCUCGUACUGGAUUCGCCACGGUUGCUUGUACAAACAUGAAAUGCCCAAUGAGCAGGAGUUGAUUGAGAAACUUGGGCUGCGUGAUAUUCCCCGCUGGUACCGCGAGAAGUUCAACCAACCCCCCAUGCGGGCCCUGCCGUCCUCGGCUUCGCCUACUGACGAGAUCAACGCCGACAAGGCGUCCAAUGUCUGUGAAACCCCGAAAUUGAGCAAGUCUGCCGAGUUCACCAAGUCCCCUCCCCGUGGACCAUCCAACCGUGGAGGUCACAACGGGUUUGGUAACCGCGGUGGCCGAAACGGGGCUCCCAAUGGACAUCAUGUCAGCAACUGGAAAGGCUCCCACCGUGGUGGCCGUAACCGAAACAUGGGCUCAACUCGUCACGGUAUGAUGAGCGAGCGUGACAGCGAUCGCAGCGGCGAGUGUUCCCCCCGCGCCUCAGCUAUCGCCCGUUAUGACACUCAGGCAUUUGGCCGCGAUCAAGUUCGCACCCCUAUCCCCGCGCUGCGCAGCAUGAUCACUAUCGAUACCGACCAACGUCCCAACGAAUGUCUUUUGGAUGACGAUACCUUCGAAGACGCCCUGAACAAGCCGAUUGAGCCCAACCACCGUGUCCAGUCCUCCCACGUGUACCAGCACGACUCGAACACUUCUUCCGAUGGUGGUGUCAUGUUCCCCAAGAACCAUGCCGCGUGGGAUUCGAACUUUGGUUCAUUCGCUCACGUUGAUAUCCCUGCUCGCAAGCAGUCGGAGUCGAACAGCUCUCGUGCCACCGUCCAGAGGGAUUACGGAUCUUCCACUCCCCGCAUUGGAGAUCUUCAGCUCAACGACAAUGUGCCCCUGAGCUCGAAUGACACCCGUGUCACCUGGGGUCCCAUUGGAGGUCCCAUUCUCAAGCGUACCAGCCCUCCUCUCGAGAACAUCUCGCACAUGUUUGGACCUUACUCCAACAGUCUCCGCCGCAGCAACUAA